AUGGCUUUCGAUGAGGCCCACUCUGAAUCGUCUUUACCUGUUUUCAUGGAAAGUCUCUCUUUCUCAAACGAGCAUCCUCCAGCCCCACGUCUCCUUCCCGUUCAACACCUCAUCUUCGAUAUCCUCGAAAAAGAGAUCCCCCUCAAGCUUCUUAGAGUAUCGAAACCUUUGUACAGUCGAAUCAUCCCGACCAUCUAUAAGCAGGUCACUCUUACCAACGACAACAUCGUUCCAUUUUUCCAAGGGUUGAUCAUCCAGAAGAAACAGGACGGAAACGGUAAAACAACCUUCACACUAGGAGAAAGGAAAUUAAAGGUUCUCUCUCAUGUUGAGAGCAUUAAAUUCAUCGAUCGACCUACCGCCGAGAAAUUUUCAAAAAUGAUGAAAUUUUUCGCUAAUCAGGUACAUCAUUCAUCCGAAUCUCCAAUGGUUCUCCCUUCAGUCGUUGAUGUUCAUCUGGGAACGGAUCUUGUUGAUGUACUAUUUACGACAUUCGAUGAUAUGACUCGUCCUGAAACUAUUUCGAUGAUGUUAUCGGUUUGGAUACCAAUGUUCUUAUUCGCACUUGGUAAACAUGCUCAACCAUCUAUAUUCAGCAUCGAUUGGCCUUUGGAAUGGUCAGGAGAUAAAGAUAUUGAUUUCUGGGACGAACCUGGUUUACCUUUGCCGCCAACUCCUUCUUCGAAAAACUAA
Kwoniella botswanensis is the source of this 693-nucleotide messenger RNA. RefSeq lists its product as uncharacterized. The coding region runs from base 1 to 693 and encodes 230 amino acids. The transcript has a single exon. NCBI's taxonomy places the organism in Eukaryota, Fungi, Basidiomycota, Tremellomycetes, Tremellales, Cryptococcaceae. The record is from RefSeq and is a predicted model, not a curated record.